CUUCAAGUUGAUUCAUCGAAAAUGGUGCAUGGACUAGAACUGGGUCUAGGCUGCUUUCUAUGGCUUCUCAUCUGCUGCAAAGUGGCCGCCCAGACCGAUACACAGCCGCGUAUCAUCAACGGCAGCGUGGCCAGGGUGGAGGAGACCAGGCAUCUUGUCUCCAUUCGCCUGAGAAAGCACGACAAUAACUUUGGCAGCGGACACAUCUGCGGCGGAGCACUUAUUGCAACCAACAAGGUGCUCACCGCUGCCCAUUGCCUCUACAACAAUGGCAGGAAACGUUACCGCAGGCCCAGCGAAUUGAUCGUGGUCAUGGGCACGCUGAACCGAUACGAACGCCCGAACGGCACCAUUGUGUCAGAGGUGAGCUCCAUGGCCUACAUGAACACAUUCAGUCCGGACAGCAUGCGCGACGAUGUGGGUGUACUCUUCCUGCGCAAGGGAUUGAACAGCCCCAAUCCGUUCAGCGUGGCGCCCAUCCAAUUGGCCAGGCAGGUCACGCCUGCGGGUCGCGUGUGCCAGGUGGCCGGCUGGGGACGCACAGAGCAGAGCACCCUGUCCAACAUUCUGAUGACGGCCAAUGUGAGCACCAUACGGGAGCAGACAUGCCGCAGCAUCUACAAGUCGGGCCUGCUGCCGGGCAUGAUGUGCGCUGGACGCCUCCAGGGCGGCACCGACUCUUGCCAGGGCGAUUCCGGAGGUCCGCUGGUGCACGAGGGUCGCGUCAUUGGCGUCGUUUCCUGGGGCUAUGGCUGCGCGGAGCCCGGCCUGCCGGGUGUCUACGUGGAUGUGCAAUACUAUCAGCAGUGGAUCGAUGAACGCAGCGGUGUGGCCCGUUCCCGAACGUCUCCUGGCCUGGGCCUCAGUUUUAGUCUGCUGUUGGGCCUCUUGACGUUUACAGCAACCAUUCAGUAUUCAUGUAGAUAUAAACCAUAAGGAUGUGCACAUUCCUGCUCUCU
This is a messenger RNA of Drosophila subobscura, 959 nucleotides long. RefSeq names its product trypsin alpha-3. Bases 22 to 936 code for a protein of 304 amino acids. The record is from RefSeq and is a predicted model, not a curated record. NCBI's taxonomy places the organism in Eukaryota, Metazoa, Arthropoda, Insecta, Diptera, Drosophilidae. The transcript is spliced from 4 exons. Gene Ontology annotation, biological process: proteolysis. Gene Ontology annotation, molecular function: serine-type endopeptidase activity.